ACGUCAGAGGACCGGCGGAAGAAACCGAGCGAGUCCGAGCCUAGAGAACAUCACAGAGGAGCUUCGCGAAGUUGUCUGCGGAAAGGAAUAUUCUCCCGUAACAAGCAUGAUUAAGGACUGCCUGCAGUUCCUCAUUGAGCCGGCCAAGAAGCUCAAGGUCCGCCUGAAGGAGUCUCGUAGACGAGUGAAACAUGACAGGAAGGAGCCGCUGGUGGAGAGUCAGUUGUUCAUCAUGGAAUUGGCCCGAGAACUCAACAAAAUUUGCCAGAGGUCCAACAUCCUCAGCCACAUCUGGACCGGUGAGGACGUCUGGCCGGCCGGUGUGUGUCGUGAUUUCAUCGUGGAGUGGGCCGCCGUGUUGGAGAGGAGAGUCCAGCCGAGGAUCAUCCCCUCCGAACAGCAGCACGAGAAGGCCGAGAGGAAAGACUGGAAGGGACAUCUCCUCUGCAUGCUGGAGGCCAGGGGGGAGGGAGACAUGGGGCCCCACAAAAGAGUCAUCAUGGAGUGGACGCGGGGGAUCAAGAGCAGACCUCAGCCCACCGUCUGGCCGGGCGAGCCGGUGCUCAUGAUGCUGGACGACCUGGAGUUCCAGUGGAAGAGGGGCCGUCUCCUCAACCUGCUCCCCGCAGUGGAGCUUGUCAUGCUGGCUGUGAUGAAUGCCGACAGCCCCGUCAAGAAAGACGUGACCAAGCAGUGGCUGGGGAGAAAGCAGAGGAGCCAGAAGAUCGACGCUGUCCGCUACAUCCCUCACAGCGUGUGGAAUUGGAUUUGCGAUGCUGCAGAGGAGGUCACGCUGGACUCUGACUCGGCCAACGCGGACCUGCUCAUCUCCGGCGACGGGAAGCGCAUGCGCUGCGGCCUGGAGCGCCGCCAGGUCCCGCGGUGCCGCCAGCGCUUCGACGGCUGGUGGUGCGCCGCCGGCCGAGAGGGCUACACCUCCGGGCGCCACUACUGGGAGGUGGAGGUGGGCGAGAGAGACUGGCGGCUGGGCGUGGCCAAGGCCUCGGCGGCGAGGCAGGGCUUCCGCUCGCUCACCACAGAUGCGGGCUACCUAACCCUCCGGCUGGAGAGGGGAACGGACCUGAAGGCACUGACGGUGCCCGCCGCCCCGCUGCCGCGGAGCCUUGCGCCCAGGAAAGUAGGCGUGCACCUGGACUACGAGCUGGGCCAGCUGUCCUUCUACGACGCUGAUAAGCGAGCCCACCUGUACACCUACAACGAGAAGUUCACGGAGGAACUGUACCCCGUGUUUGGGACCGUGGAGGUGGUCAGGGACCUGGUGGUCAGGCCCGCGGGUGUGAGACUGCCGUGCCUCUGCCCCGGGCCCUGCCUCUGGAACUGAGCUGCUGCUUCACGCAAACACGACCACCAUCGUUCUGUUACUCUGGCUUCAUGGAGACAUGCUGUGUUUCACUAUUUGUAUCGUGAGGAUGGGUGUUUAAAAGGUGGUUUGGUCGUUUCCACGCAGUUCAACAAGCUUCGAGCAUUAACCCAAAUGGCCCAUGGUUUUUCAUUUCUGUAUCUGCAAGGUAUACCUUUUUUUAUUACUUUUUUAAAAUUAUGAGCUGAAAGCUGCUGACUAGCAAAGUCACAAUAGCUUGAAGGCACUGGUUCUGAUGUGAACAGAACAGCUUGCUAACGUACAGCAGGCAGAUGAGUAGGUCGAUGCAUGUGAUGAGUUAAGUAUCGCUGUUUGCUUUCUUCCCAUCCCAAGAAAUAUUUCAAUAAACUGCAAAUGCUGCAA
Messenger RNA from Gasterosteus aculeatus aculeatus (three-spined stickleback), 1744 nucleotides. RefSeq lists its product as uncharacterized. NCBI's taxonomy places the organism in Eukaryota, Metazoa, Chordata, Actinopteri, Perciformes, Gasterosteidae. Gene Ontology annotation, molecular function: protein binding. The record is from RefSeq and is a predicted model, not a curated record.